This is a messenger RNA of Aspergillus wentii DTO 134E9, 2418 nucleotides long. RefSeq lists its product as uncharacterized. NCBI's taxonomy places the organism in Eukaryota, Fungi, Ascomycota, Eurotiomycetes, Eurotiales, Aspergillaceae. The record is from RefSeq and is a predicted model, not a curated record. Bases 1 to 2418 code for a protein of 805 amino acids. The transcript has 2 exons.
AUGCUGUCAGGUCUUCUUGCAAGCAGCUAUCUCCAGUACAAAAGAGACACUGAUGCCGUGGCAUCAUGGCUCGCCACGACAGCCAAGAAAUGUGGAUACUCGGCAGACUUGCUGGUAAAUAACAAGGGCCAGCAAGGCCCCGGAAAAUCGAAGGGCAAAUCACGGAAACCAGCCAAGCAAGCCCCUUCCGCCCAGGCCUACACGAUUGCCGUCAAGGAUUUUAUCAGUUUAGCCGACUACAUUAUCGGCUCCAAGAACGCUCGCGUGGAUGUCACCUCUACCUUUGUUUUAGCAAUAAACCGUGCGAUAUCGGUCAGGAAGACGUACGGUUCACAAAUCUUAUCCACAUUGCCCCGAAAUGACAAGACGCUGGCAUCAAAUGAACGACACUCAUAUUUCAUUGGAAUCUUGGAGCACGUGCGCGACACUCUGCGGCCAUUAAUACCGAAAGAACUGCUGGGAGAACAGGAGGCCCCGAAGAGAGGAGCGGACAAACUAUCAAGCUUAUUUGAGAAUUUGGAUGUUUACGAGCCAUCAGAGGAGUUUCUGAAACCCCCUGACAAACCUCCUGUUCAUGAUGCCAAGCAAUAUGAACCACAAUACAAAGCGGAGGAGGCGGAAGACUUUGAAGAAGCACUGCUUGCAUUCCAACUGCUACUCGGUGACUUGAACAAGAUUCGGUCGGUGGUUUCACAAACAUGGGCAGGCUAUAAGGCUGGAAUAUUUGACGUUGUCACGGCCUCAGUGACGUCCAAUACUGCCAUCGACAUUGCUCGCCGAUUGGAGGAAGACAUCCAAGGGUUAUUCCAAAAGCAUGGUGGUUGCGCAAGAAUGAUCCAAAUGUUAUACGUGGCACAGUGCAUCGUACAUGGAGAGAAUGCCAACCACAAAGAAAAGGCGGGAGAUGAUAUGAAUUUCCGGAUGUAUGAUGUGGCAGAGGCAAUCUUUUGGCCCACAUAUGAGCUCUUGAAUGCGUUUACUCCUCUCAUUUUUGGUAACAACAUGCCUAUCUACAAAACGGGUCACUACGGCAUUUACGACCCGUCGCAGGAUCGGUCCAAACUGAGCGCCAGGGAGAAAUUCCAAGAAGACAAGAUAAUCAUGAUGGAAAGUCUACCGGAGUUUUAUCUACUCUGCAAAGGCUGUGAUUUUGAUGUCCCUGCACAAGAUGAAUUUAUCAGUGGUCUGCAGGUGAUGUUCAAAACCAAGAAAAUACCAAUGUGGCUUGUUUUGGCCGCACAGGUGUUUUUAGAUGUCAACCAUGAGUUCCGAGGAGAUGUCGACCGAGCCUUCAAUGAUCUCCAGAAUGUCGCAGGAAAAAUGGAGGCUUCUAUCUUAGGAAGUCUUCGGUUCACAAGCCGGGUUAAAAUUGAAAACUGGCCACGAAUUAACGACAAUGCGUUUCGAGACGUUCUCGCACGCAUCAACGAGUGGGUAAAAAACGAUCCUAUGCAGGUGGCUAAGAGCCGACUCCGACGGCCACUUGGCGAACCGUUUAUGAUCAUGAAAAGACAUCCCACGUUUACUGGCCUUUGGGUAUACACCCUCAAGUCACUUUUCCAGGAUAUCGGUAUCACGCUUGCCAACGCAUACGGCUCCGUGCUUUACACCGGCUAUCUAUAUAAUGCCGUCCUCCAGGAAAAACUACUAACAAAGGAAUGGAAAGACAUGGAGCUGCUGAUAACACUGCAUGAUAAUUUCUUCGUUGGUGAUCGGCCAGAAACACCCGAAGAAUCGCUCAAACGUUUUGUCCUGAGCAUGGGUGGUUCUGUGUCGGAAUUCUCCAAGAACAAACGAGGUAGAGGUGGUCAUAACGCACCGGCGCUGUCCAGAAAGGGACCAAGGGGCCUCACGCCACGAGCACCUGUUUCCUUGAUGUUCAUGGACCGUUUCUGCCAUGGCAGUCGUAGAAGUGAUUUGUCUGUACAAGACCUAGAAGAAAUUCUCUCCAAGGGAAUGUGGGAGGAAAUACCGGAAGAAACAGCAGAUGCCAAAAAGAAGGAACGGUCUGGUGAUGAUAGCGACGUCCGCCUACUCGAGGCCUUGCGCAAUUCUCUUCUCGGAGAGUCUUACGAGCUAGCCUUCGACUACUGCGCGUUGCACUUACUUUCCUGGACGUUUCUCCGAUUGAUUAGAGAACGCACCCAUGACAAACUGGUACGGAUGUAUGGUCCGAUGUACAUCGAAACGGAAAACCAGCUUCCUUUCGUUGUUGGCUACAUCUUGAUGGCCGCUGUAAACAUGGACCAGAUCCGCAAUGUGCUCGUCAAGAAAAAGGAGGACAUUGUAACGAGCGAGCUUUUGCUCCAAGCGGCUGGUGUCUUGGGCAGCUCCAUGGAUAUCGGCAGUGGGGCGAUUAUAUCGAAAAUGAUCCGUGAACGAUACGCGGUUCCAUACGCCAUCGAGGGAGAGACAUGA